CUGCACAUGUUAACGUUAUGUAUUCACACAUACAGUGAGAGGCCUGCCAGGCUGCUCCUAAAUGCAUGUUAACGUUAUUUGUUGUUUAGCAUUAAUUCAAAACAUACCAACUACUCAAACAAGAAGCUCCUAUAUCCCAAAGAAAUCCCCACACGCUUCAUAUAAUAGGAUCAGUUGGUUUUACCAUUAUUGUAGUUUUUGAGUUUUUACCGGUCAACAUUUUCAUGGGGAAGAUUGGAGGGGGCUCGUGGUUGACUGCAGUCAAGAGGGCUUUCAGGUCUCCUACCAAGACUGAGAGAAGCAACACCAGAAGGAGAGAAGAACUACACGAGCAAGAGGAUCAUGAAGAAAAGAAGAGAGGAAAACGCAGAUGGAUUUUUAGGAAGCCUGUGAGUCAGGAAACAGUUAUACAUGUACAACACAGUGAAGCAAGAAGCUUAAGUCCUACCACCUCUGCCGAUGCCAGAGCCACCACUCAAACCGCAACUAUGGCAGCUCAUCAUGAGGCUUCUGCUGAUGCUCUUGCCAUGGCCGUGGCCACGACAGCAGUUGCCACAGUGCAAGCAGCAGUGGAAGCUGUUCGUUUAACUAAGUCUAAUUGCAGGCCUUCCAUUUUCGUUAGAGACUAUGCUGCCAUUGUUAUUCAGACUGCCUUCAGAGGAUAUCUGGCGAGAAGAGCUCUUCGGGCGCUCAAGGGGCUGGUGAAGCUUCAAGCACUGGUGAGAGGCCACAAUGUUAGAAAGAGGGCAAAGAUGACUCUACAAUGCAUGCAAGCUCUGGUUCGAGUGCAAGCUCGGGUUCUUGACCAACGGACAAAGAGGCUUUCAUAUGAAGGCAGCGCAGAUUCCAUUUUUAGUGAUCCCAAUAGCUUAUGGGGAUCACAUUUCUCAGACAGGAGGGAGUCCAUUUCAAAAGAUGAAGAGAGCGGCACCGUAGAUGAUCUGAUCCAUUGGGAUGAUGUCCACCCAAAGACAUUAGAGCAAAUUCAGGCCAUGCUACACAAAACAAAACAAGCUGCCUUGAAACGUGAAAGAAGUACCAUUUCUUGUGCCUUCUCUAACCAGAAAUGGAAAACCGGCAGUGGUGACCAAGAUGUUGGUCAUGAGCAUGAGGAGCUAGAAGAAAAAUUUAAUUUGCUUGAUGGGUGGACAAGAAGAAAGCAAUGUGAGAAUUUUGCAGGCAGAGCUUCAUGUGAUCAGCAAAGAGACCCCAUCAAAACCGUUGAAAUGGACACUUCUCGACCUUACUCUUAUUCAAGUACCCCCAAUUCCAAAAGAGCAGAUCAUCAAUAUAAUUUUCAGAGCCAGCUGCACUACCACCAACAACAACAAAGAGUGCCUCUGACUCCUCAGUCAUAUGAUCCAGUUGCCUCUGCUUUACAUCUAGGCCAGACAAGUCCCUCCCUCCAAUCACCAAUCACACCAUUUGCAUCCAUCCCAAGAAAUCUUCAAGUGCACUCAGCUAGUCCUCGUUGCAGUGUUAGAGUUAGAGGAGAUCAGAGGAACCAUCCAACGCCUCCACAUACACCCAACUCCAACUUAGGCUCCACUAAUUACAACAAUGGGUUUGUGGGAGUGAUGAGUGGUUCUGAAGUGCCAAACUACAUGGCUGCCACAGCAUCAGCCAAGGCUCGGCUUCGGUCACAGAGCGCACCAAGGCAAAGGCAUUCAACGCAUGACAGAGAGAAGCGAGGGUCUGCAAGAAAACGCUUGUCGUUCCCAGUUCCUGACAAUGGCGCUUCAGAUUGUAACUUGAAGAGCCCAAGGUAUAACAACAACAUGAACGGAGGCCAUGCUGUUCGACUGGAGCAUAGGGCUAGUAUGUCUUCUUGUUUUACAGAUGGAGAGACAUCUCCAACUUCCAGUGGUGAUCUCAAAAGGUACUGGUUGAGGUAAGAACCACAUGCAAUGACAGUAUGAUAAUAUGAUUAGGUGAGUGAUUAGAGGAACAACUAACUAACUUUUAAUUCACUGGAUCUUGUUCAAUUAGUCUUUCAAUCCAAUAAAGUUAUCUUCUGUUGAGUUUCAA
This is a messenger RNA of Prunus avium (sweet cherry), 2028 nucleotides long. Its product is annotated as protein IQ-DOMAIN 18-like. Lineage: Eukaryota; Viridiplantae; Streptophyta; Magnoliopsida; Rosales; Rosaceae. Gene Ontology annotation, molecular function: protein binding. The record is from RefSeq and is a predicted model, not a curated record.